AUGGAUUUAGCUUCUCUCCUCAGCCUGUCCUGUGGCUUUGGCUCUGAUCUCCGCGGCUGCUCCCGGUCAAAUCUACAUGACAAGGCAAGACCAGAAGAUUACGCUCAAACUGAAGAACCGUUCACGCUGAUGAAGAAGUUCACCUCCCUCAGACACGCCUCCCUGGUUUGCAGACAGUCCAGUCACUUGGCCACAAAGCACUACGAUGUUAUUGUUGUGGGUGGGGGUCAUGCAGGCACAGAGGCGGCAGCAGCAUCCGCCAGACUGGGAGCUGAAACACUUCUGGUCACACAAAAAUUGUCAACCAUCGGAGCCCUGUCUUGUAAUCCAUCUCUGGGAGGAGUCGGUAAGGGCCAUCUCGUAAAGGAGGUGGAUGCUUUAGACGGCUUGUGUGGAAGAGCCGGAGAUUGGGCUGGAAUUCAUUUCUCCAUCCUGAACCGAAGGAAGGGUCCAGCUGUGUGGGGGCCCAGGGCACAACUCGACAGACAAUAUUACAAGAAAUUCAUUCAGACCGAACUGUCGAAUACACCCAACCUAUCACUGGUAGAGGGUUCUGUGGAGGAGCUACUGGUGACUGAAGCAGACCCAGAGAAGCCCGGUCACCACAGAGUCACUGGGAUACAAUUAGCAAAUAGUCUCAAUCCCAUCUCUGCCAGCUCUGUCAUUCUCACCACCGGAACCUUUCUGUCUGGUUCCCUCUUUGUGGGCCGUACCACGUCCCCUGGGGGGAGAAUAGGAGAUGCUCCGUCAGCUUCUGGACUAUCACACACUCUGAAGGAGAUUCUGGGGCUGAAACUGGGCAGACUGCGGACAGGGACACCGCCGAGGAUCAUCAAGGAUUCAGUGGACUUUUCUCAGGCUAAACGCCACGCCCCCGACAGUCAACCAACACCCUUCAGCUUUCUCAAUUCAGAAACACGCUGCAAACCAGAAGAGCAGCUGCCGUGUCACCUGACCUACACCACUGCUGCUGUGGAACAAGUGGUGCACGACAGCCUCCAGCUUAAUCACCACAUACAGCAGGACGCCAAAGGCCCCAGAUAUUGCCCGUCCAUUGAGUCUCGUGUGCUGCGGUUCCCGGGGAGGAGUCACCAGGUUUGGUUGGAGCCAGAGGGGCUGAACUCUGAGCUGAUUUACCCACAGGGCCUGUCCAUGACCAUGCCUCCGGAGACGCAGCUCCAGCUCAUCAGAGAGAUACCCGCCUUACACAGAGCUGAGAUUCACACUCCAGGUUACGGUGUACAGUACGACUUCGUCUGUCCCACUCAGCUCAGCCCUUCUCUGCAGGUGAAAAGCACUCAGGGACUGUUCCUGGCCGGACAGAUCAAUGGAACCACAGGAUAUGAAGAAGCUGCUGCUCAGGGACUGUGGGCUGGUGUGAACGCUGCUCGCUCUGCUCUCUCCAAACCUCCAGUGGCGCUGUCUCGCACAGAGAGUUAUAUCGGAGUUCUGAUCGAUGAUCUGGUGAGUCGUGGAGUCACUGAGCCUUACCGAAUGUUCACCAGCAGAGCAGAGUUUAGAACAUCAUUACGGCCGGACAAUGCAGACAUCCGUCUCUCUCUCAAAGGGUUUGAGGAGGUGGGCUGUGUGUCGCUGCACAGAUACAAAGCAGCAGUGAGAGCUCAGGAUCACCUCCAGGAGGGACUGGCUGCUCUGCAGGCUCUGACUCAGUCCUCUCACAGAUGGAGACAGACACUGCCCAACAUCAACAUGAGUGAAAACAAGAGCGCUGUGAUGACUGGCCUUGAGCUGCUGCAGUACAGCGAUGUGUCCUUUGAAAUGCUGUCUUCAGAGUUUCCACAGCAACUUUCACCUUUCUUAGAAUUCUCACAAAGGCUCAAGAUCGAAGCUGUUUACAGGCCUCACUGCGACGAACAGAGGAAAGAGAUCGAGAGGAUUAAAAAGGAGGAGAACAUGGCUCUGUCUCCAGACAUGGACUACCUCUCUCUGCCUGUGUCACUGUCUCAGGAGGUCAGAGAAAUACUGGACAGGAUCCGCCCUGCCACUCUCGGUGCUGCGUCACGUUUACAAGGUGUGACGCCUGCUGCAAUAGUCCACCUCCUUAACUAUGUCCAACCCACGGGGGGCCACAGGGGAAAGAGACACCACCUGCUUCAAGGUCGUACACAGGAACCAGGCGCUAUGAAAAACACACAAUGA
Molecule: messenger RNA, 2160 nt
Organism: Knipowitschia caucasica
Lineage: Eukaryota; Metazoa; Chordata; Actinopteri; Gobiiformes; Gobiidae
Source: the annotation of a GenBank genome assembly